Messenger RNA from Aedes aegypti (yellow fever mosquito), 1041 nucleotides. Its product is annotated as ribonuclease H2 subunit B. Gene Ontology annotation, biological process: ribonucleotide metabolic process; RNA catabolic process. The record is from RefSeq and is a predicted model, not a curated record. Bases 125 to 958 code for a protein of 277 amino acids. Gene Ontology annotation, cellular component: nucleoplasm; ribonuclease H2 complex. NCBI's taxonomy places the organism in Eukaryota, Metazoa, Arthropoda, Insecta, Diptera, Culicidae. The transcript is spliced from 2 exons.
UUUCUGUUGUUGUCCGAAAGAAAGCCUUUUCGCGGGAAAUGCAAAGUUUUCGUUUGCUUUUGGCAAACAUAAACUUUUGCCAGCCCGCAGUAAUUUCGGUUAAAAGUCUAAAUUCUCAAGAAAAAUGUCCUAUAAUAAACAUUUCUUCAUACUGAAAGAUCUCGCCGAAAACGAAUCGGACGAUCAGUUGCAGAUCAUCACACUUCGUAAUCCGGCCACCGGUAAGCCAACCAAGUAUCUAAUCCGCAAUGAUGACCUUGAUUUGUACGAACUGAACUGUUUCUCGGAGGCGAAUCGGUCGUGGUUCAUCAACGAAACGGUGUGCUCCAAUGGGAAGAUAUUCCUCCCGACUAGGAUAGAUCCCCUGUUUUUGGCUAUACCUUAUUUGGAGAAGAACUGCAAUGGGAAAGCCGUUCCUUUGGAUCACAUCCUGGUGGAUGAUGAUUUUCCCCAUACGCACCGGCUGGUGAAGGCAUGCUCCAGAACCGGACAGCUGGCGUUGAUUUCCGAUGAGAAAAAGGCCGGUGAAAUUUGCGCCUACAAGUACAAUGAGGAAAAACUACUGGAUUGGCUUCGUCGGAAAUGUGUCCGGCUGGAACAAGCCUUGGGAAAGGAACGUAAGUUCUCCCGGUCGCACAAUUUCGUCAAGGAGGAAAAGGAAAACGAGCGGCAAGCUGGCGAGAUGCUUCUGUAUGCUCACGGCAUUAUGUCCGAUUAUUUGAGCCUGGAACACAGCCGAAAGCUUAGCAUUGCCGUUGGAAUUCCGGAGGAGAAGCCUCAGAAUAAACGGAAGUCAACCGCUGAGCUGGAAUUUAGCCAGAUAAAGAAGAUCAAGAAGGAGGAAAUCCACGAGACGACGCCAAUCAAACCCGUGGAGAAGAAGGUAAGUGCCAAAUCGAAGGCGCUGGCCAAAGCGGCUUCAGGAACGAAAAGUAUUGCCAGUUUCUUCAAAAAGUAAUGCGAGGGUUUGUUAUGUGUUAUUGUUUGUUUCAUUUAAUGAUGAUUAAAAUAGGGAAUAAAUUAAGGAAUACAUAAAGCUAA